GCAAAGAACUAUUCGAUGUUGGGCUUUUACUCUGGUUCUCUUAUUGUGCUCUUCAUUUUUUUUCAGUUUGAAAUUCUUGAUGGUCCAGAUGAGAAUGGAGAAAUGUUCACCCGUCCUGGGAAGCUGUCUGAUUAUUUCCCCAAGCCGUAUCCCAACAGCGAGGCUGGGAGAGCAGCAAAUAAUGGCGCAUUGCCUCCUGACCUUAGCUACAUUGCCAAUGCCAGGCAUGGUGGGGAGGAUUAUGUCUUUUCAUUGCUCACAGGGUACUGCGACCCCCCUCCUGGCGUCACCUUGAGGGAAGGACUGUACUAUAACCCAUACUUCCCUGGGCAAGCUAUUGGAAUGGCACCCCCCAUUUACAACGAGAUCCUUGAGUAUGAUGAUGGCACUCCAGCCACCAUGUCUCAGGUUGCUAAGGAUGUUUGCACGUUCCUGAGAUGGGCUUCUGAGCCAGAACACGAUCAUCGCAAGCUUAUGGGUCUCAAGGUAAUCAUGAUCGCUUCUCUUCUAAUCCCGCUGGUGUACUACAUGAAGAGGCACAGAUGGAGUGUUCUAAAGAGCAGAAAGAUUGCCUACAGACCACCAAAGUAACGAAUGUACUGAACACCUCCACACUCGCAGACCUCUUUACUUUGUGCAUUACUGGCCUCAUCUGAGAGAAAGUGAUGGAUAUUGAUCAGUCCUUUUCCUUCCUCCCUGGGACAAGAAGCUGCAGAGACAGACAGAACACUUACUGUAUCAUUCGCACACGCUCGGCAUCUGUAGAUUAUUUUCUUCCAGUUAUUUUUUUUUCUCCAUUUUGAGUCUUUUUUUUUUUUUUGUGUUGUCCACAAUAAAUAACUUUGUGGAGAUGGAAAAAGGACUAGAAGGAGAAAGUAUUUGAGAAAAAUGUCUGUCCGUUAAUUCCCUACUUGGGGAGGCUAAUAAAUUAACAAUAUUUUAAAUUUAAA
Molecule: messenger RNA, 950 nt
Organism: Bombina bombina (fire-bellied toad)
Lineage: Eukaryota; Metazoa; Chordata; Amphibia; Anura; Bombinatoridae
Product: cytochrome c1, heme protein, mitochondrial-like
Exons: 4
Coding region: 16-591 (191 amino acids)
Biological process (GO): mitochondrial electron transport, ubiquinol to cytochrome c
Molecular function (GO): electron transfer activity; heme binding
Source: RefSeq, a predicted model, not a curated record